Messenger RNA from Vitis vinifera (wine grape), 1264 nucleotides. Its product is annotated as probable 6-phosphogluconolactonase 4, chloroplastic. NCBI's taxonomy places the organism in Eukaryota, Viridiplantae, Streptophyta, Magnoliopsida, Vitales, Vitaceae. The record is from RefSeq and is a predicted model, not a curated record. Gene Ontology annotation, molecular function: 6-phosphogluconolactonase activity. The coding region runs from base 121 to 1077 and encodes 318 amino acids. Gene Ontology annotation, biological process: pentose-phosphate shunt; carbohydrate metabolic process. The transcript has 3 exons.
AAGUCACGCCAACUCAACAAAUAAAAUCAAGCCUCCAAACACCAUCCGGUAACACCAUCAAACCCCACCGAUCCGACCCUCCCGCCGUCGAACUCUAUAAAAACGGCUCACCCAACUCGCAUGGCUUGUUCGUCUCGCUCACUCCUCUCGUUCUCCUCCGUACGACGAUCGCAGCCCUCCAUCCCCUUAAUCUCACCGCUGGUUGCACAGAAACCUCGUUCCUGCACUCUCGCUCUCAGAUCAAAAGGGGUUUCUCUGAUCUGCUCGAAUCCGAAGAAAUUUAGAGCUAGAACGAGGUCAUCAAUGGCGGAGGUUACAGCUGACAACGGGAAAGGAAAGGUGAAGGUGUUUGAUUCUGAGGAAGAAGUGGCGGUGGGUCUGGCGAAGUACACCGCGGAUAUAUCGAAUAAGAUCACUAACGAGAAGAGUUCAUUUACUGUUGUUUUGUCUGGAGGUUCUCUGAUCCAUUCAUUGAGGAAAUUAGUUGAAGCACCAUACAUCGAUUCAAUAGAAUGGGGGAAAUGGCAUGUUUUCUGGGUGGAUGAGAGAGUUGUUCCCAAGGAUCAUGUGGACAGUAACUACAAGCUUGCAUAUGAUGGUUUCCUCUCUAAGGUACCAAUACCCCCUGGUCAAGUUUAUGCCAUCAACGAUGCUCUGUCAGCCGAGGGUGCAGCUGAUGACUAUGAGACCUGCCUCAAACAUUUGGUAACAAACGGUGUGUUGCACGUCUCAGCAAAGACUGGCUUUCCAAAAUUUGAUCUCAUGCUACUGGGUAUGGGCCCAGAUGGUCAUGUUGCUUCUCUAUUCCCAGGGCAUCCUCUUGUAAAAGAGAAUAAGAAAUGGGUUACAUUCAUCAAGGAUUCUCCAAAACCACCUCCCGAGAGAAUCACUUUUACCUUUCCGGUCAUCAAUUCAUCUGCAUAUAUCGCCAUGGUAGUGGUUGGUGCUGGUAAAGCACCUGUGAUUGAGGCAACAUUGGGAAAAAGUCCAAAUUCUGAGGUGCUGCCUGUUGGAAUGGUUUCACCUGAAGACGAGAUGACUUGGUUUUUCGACAAGCAAGCAGCUUCGAAGAUAUAGAUCUGGGCAUGUUCAUCUCAAUGUGAGUUAUAAGCCAUGGAAUAAGUAGUAUAUCUAUUUUAUAUCGUAUGGCUUAUGAGUUUGUAAUUUUAGUGGCAGCUAUAUGCACUAGUCAGGUUUUUCUUCCUUCCUGAUCGCUGCAAAGUAUUGAACUAAAUAAAUGCGAUGUUGGAUAUGGUUUCAGUAA